AUGCAUAUUAAAAAAACUCAUGGUUGUCAUCCUGCUGGUGGCGGCUGUACUCGUCAAGAAUGUAGUGCUCAGAUUACCUAUGCCAAUUUGAUAUCAGGUUCUAUACUUGAUAUUACAGUUGAUUCUGGAAAUGCUACGGACGGUUUGGGAACAUCUGCGAUAGGUCACUUUACCAUGAGUUUUGAAUUUGGUAAUGAUGUACGGCAUUUUAGAUUUCUUAAAAAUCCUAUAUUUGUUAAUGGUUGUAAAUGUGAGGAUUGCAAAAAUAUACCUCGGACAUACUCAUCCCAAUGGAAGUUUAAGGCAUCAUUACCUCCAAAAGGAACUUGGUUUGAUGUUUGGAUUGCAAUAUAUUGGAAUUGUGGAUCAGGCGAUUUUGGUAAAUACUGUUAUAGCCAAAAUGUACACUAUCGAGAUCAAGUCAGAUAG
Molecule: messenger RNA, 429 nt
Organism: Acaulospora morrowiae
Lineage: Eukaryota; Fungi; Glomeromycota; Glomeromycetes; Diversisporales; Acaulosporaceae
Source: the annotation of a GenBank genome assembly